AAACGCAGCCGUUGAAAAUUUGUGCAGUGUAAUCUAGGCGCUCUUGCUAGAAGGCGCUUGUCAGUGUUUUCCUCCAAUUUUCUAAGUGUUUUUCUCACAAAAAUCAAGAAAAUUAGCAAUUUUUGGGAUUAUCAGUGAUUGUGCUAUCCUCAGAAAAUGUCUUUCUUUGGAAAUACCAGUGCUUUAGGCACGAGCACACCGGCAAAGCCCACGGGGUUCGGUAACUUCUCAUUUGGCGCUCCUACGUCCACUCAACAACAGCAACCUUUUGCCCAGGCACCACCAGCCUUUGGGGCUCCCUCUAGUGCGCCCUCCUUCAAUUUUGGUGCUCCCACGACAUCUGCUCCAACUUUGGGAGGUUUUGGAGGCUUUGGGGCAGCCACAACGUCUGCCCCAUCCUUUGGAGGCUUUGGCACAACAUCCACCACAAACACAGCACCGGCUUUUGGUGGAUUCGGUGCCACUGGGUUUGGGGGCUUUGGCUCAACGACCACAACAUCAGCUGCUCCCACGUUUUCGGGUUUCGGGCAGACCACUCAGCAAUCGGCUUUUGGUGGCUUUGGCUCGAGUUUCGGAAGCUUUGGUCAGCAGAAACCCGGCACAUCAGCUGCUCCGGGAUUCGGAGGGUUCAUGGGUGGUUUUGGGGCCACCCAACAGCCACAGCAACCACAAUUAACUCCUGAUGAGGCCUUUACACAAUGCAUCUUCAAGGUAUCAUUUUUUGGAGAUGAACGCGAUGCUACAAUUGCGAGAUGGAACUAUCUUCAGGCAAUGUGGGGUACAGGAAAGGCUUACUACACCCAACUGGCGCCUCCUGUUGAGAUCACUCCACAGAAUCCACUUUGCCGCUUCAAAGCCAUGAGCUAUAACAAAAUUUCCGGAAGGGACAACAAAAUGGGAUUAGUUGGAUUGGUGUUUAACAAAUCUGUGGCUCAGAUUAAGGAUAUGCAGUUGCAACUUGUUCCAACUCUCAAUCAAAUGCUCGGUGGGAAUCCCAAUUUGUCCAUAAACAUUGACAAUGUGAGAGCAUUGAGUGAUGAAAAGAGUCAAGUAACGAUCUUUGUGGAGGAAAAGUCCCCUGCGACAAAUGAGGUGAAGAGAAUUGCAGCCACAGACCUCAGUGCCUACCUCAAUCAGCCCAUGACAAAGAAUCAACUCAAUAAUUUUGCCAUCGAUCAGAUAAUUGCCCAAGUGCAACCGGAUGAGGAUCAAUUGAAAGAGUAUUUGAUGAAUCCGCCAAAAGGAAUUGAUCCUCGAAUGUGGCGUCAGGCUAUUGAGGAUAAUCCUGAUCCCACGAGAUUGAUUCCAGUGCCAAUGAUUGGCUUUCAGGAGCUCAAAUGGCGCACAAAGUGCCAGGAGAGUGAAACUGAGAUGCACAAUCAGUAUCUGGCCAAAGUGUCCAGGGAUUUGGAGAAUCUCAAGCAGAGACAUACAAGUUCAACGGCCAAAAUUAUGGAAUGUCGAAGGAAAUUUGCUGAAUUGAGUCAUCGAAUUCUGAAGAUUAUCGUGAAGCAGGAGAUUACGCGAAAGAUGGGAGUUGCCAUGUCGCCGGAAGAGGAGAUGCUGAGGAGUAAAUUGGAGAAUAUGCAGGCUCUGGUUUCGGCACCAACGCAGUUCAAGGGACGCCUCAGUGAGCUUUUGUCCCAAAUGAGAAUGCAACGUGAUCAGUGGAGUCACUCAGGGGGAAGUACGGAGUAUAAACUGGAUAAAGAUUCUACAGAUGAAAUGCAGACAUUCCUCUCGAUGCAGCAGAGAGCCAUGGCUCUUCUGAUUGAAACCAUGAACAAAGACAUCAGGGCACUAAAAAUUAUUUCAGAUGGAGCAAGUCAGUUUAUGCGAGGUUAAGAAUGCUACUUUGGAUGCGAUAGGUUUUCGAAUUUUUCUUUAAGAAAAAAUUAAACUUUGAAAAAGAAAUUUAUUUCUUUUGAGUCAAAAUCAAUAAAAUGCAGAAAUACUGAAAAAA
This is a messenger RNA of Phlebotomus papatasi, 1963 nucleotides long. RefSeq names its product probable nucleoporin Nup54 (gene Nup54). The transcript has 4 exons. Bases 157 to 1845 code for a protein of 562 amino acids. NCBI's taxonomy places the organism in Eukaryota, Metazoa, Arthropoda, Insecta, Diptera, Psychodidae. Gene Ontology annotation, molecular function: structural constituent of nuclear pore. Gene Ontology annotation, cellular component: nuclear pore; nuclear pore central transport channel. Gene Ontology annotation, biological process: nuclear pore organization; NLS-bearing protein import into nucleus; protein localization to nuclear inner membrane. The record is from RefSeq and is a predicted model, not a curated record.